GCCAAAGGAAGCGCGUUCAAUGAGCUACGGAGGCAGACCGGCUUUUGUUACCGCGUUGGGCCGGCUUGUUGGCCAGGCUAUGCAGUCGCCUUCAGAGAGAGCGCGGCGACCUGCCUGAGCGAGGACUGCGGUUUCUGAGGUUACCCAGAAGGUGUUAGACGUUGGAGCCGCAGACGUUGGUACGUUGCAACCAGCCAGGGCAGCUGGUGGAAUUCCUGCUCUACAUUGCCUCUUGGCAGCUGUCUGGAGAACUGCAAUCCAGGCUGCCACCAUGGAUUCUACCAGCCGCCCCCAUGCGAAGGACCAUAAUGAACUCAGCUACUAUGUCAACUAUGCCUUAAUCAAGGAGCAUUACAACUUCACAGGGAAGCUAAACGUGAGCAUGGACAGUGGGGUCAAGGCGUCAUUGGUGGUCUUCAUCAUCAUUUGCUGCUUCAUCAUCCUAGAAAACAUAUUUGUCCUGUUGACGAUCUGGAAAACCAAAAAGUUCCACCGACCUAUGUAUUACUUCAUUGGUAACUUGGCGCUCUCUGAUUUGCUGGCCGGGGUGGCUUACAUCGCCAACCUCUUGCUGUCUGGGCCCAAGACCUACUCUCUCACACCUGCCCAAUGGUUUCUUAGGGAAGGAAGCAUGUUUGUGGCGUUGUCUGCUUCGGUCUUCAGCCUCCUGGCCAUUGCCAUUGAGAGAUACAUUACAAUGCUGAAGAUGAAACUCCACAAUGGCAGCAAUAGUUUCCGCUCCUUCCUGCUGAUCAGUGCCUGCUGGGUCAUCUCUGCGAUAUUAGGGGGUCUCCCUAUUAUGGGGUGGAACUGCAUUGGCCUCCUCAAAUACUGUUCCACGGUGUUGCCCCUCUACCACAAGGAUUACAUCCUCUUCUGCACCACUGUGUUCACUGGCCUCUUGCUGUCCAUAGUGGUUCUUUACUGCAGGAUCUAUGUCUUGGUAAGGACAAGGAGCCGUCGGCUGACCUUUCGGAAGAACGUGGCCAAAGCCAGCCGGAGCUCAGAAAAGUCUCUGGCUCUGCUCAAGACGGUGAUCAUCGUUUUAAGUGUCUUCAUUGUCUGCUGGUCUCCUUUGUUCAUCCUUCUCUUGCUGGAUGUGAGAUGCAAAGUCAACUCUUGCCCCAUCCUCUUCGAAACAGAGUAUUUCUUAGUACUGGCAGUUCUCAACUCGGCUACCAAUCCCAUCAUCUAUACACUGACCAACAAAGAGAUGCGGAGGGCCUUUGUCAAGAUUAUGUGGUGCUGUAAGUGCCCCACCACAGACUCUGGGACCAAAUUCAAGAGGCCCAUCAUUGGAGGGAUAGAGUUUAGCCGAAGCCGGUCGGACAAUUCCUCCCAUCCGCAGAAAGACGAGGGUGACUCUCCAGAGACUAUUGUGUCUUCGGGUAACGUCACUUCCUCAUCGUAGGAGUUUCCGCAAAGAGGAAGCAUGAGCCCCUUGAAGGCUGACACAUGGGGAAUGGCUCUGCUCACUUGUCGCCCACCAGAAAGAGGAGAGCUAUGGGAGAAGGGGUCGGUGUGAGGUGGGAAGCGGGGUGCUUACUAGGGUGCUGUUGACGGCAUGAGAUGGAUGGUGUGACUGGAAAAUAUUUUUCCCCUCCCCUGGAAGCUCGUUGUGUGUGAGCUUUGUGCUGAGGCAGCUUCAGGUUUUAGGCGUGUUCAUGUCCAAUAUAACUCUGAAAGACUGAAACCUUGGUAAACCAACACCUUGUUGAAUGAGAGUGUGAGUGAGGAAGGACAGAAGGUGUCUUCCAGUGUUCUCUUCCUCCCAAGACAAAUGUGAACCCCUGAAAUGAAGGUUGUGCUGUUUUUGAACGAUGGCCCUCCCCAACUAGGCCAGGGAAACAAAUGUGCCAUUGUAUUCUGGGUAAAUAUAAAGAGGAUGUGAGGAUUUUUCCUCGGCAUUGGCUGAGGUGUCAACGGCACUUUGGCACUUUCGGUUGAAAGUCAAUGGGAAUUAGACAUUGAAGACUGCAAGAGCACAGCGCCAUGCUGCUUGCCAUAGUCGAAUCUCCCACAUUUAGUGCCACUAAGCUUGAGUUAGGUCGGGUAUGUUUGGAACAGUAGCAGAUGUGCCAUUUGAAUUUUGAAGCUGAAUUGAUUUGAUAAAUAUGCUACUCAGUACCAAGGUGCAUUCAUUAUGUUUUUCUAUAGCACCUGAUAUACAAAAUAUUAUCCAACAACCAUUGUCUGGCUUAUCCUCACAGUGAUCCUAAGAAAUAGUUUAGGCUCAGAGAUAAGAUUCAGACGUUUGCAAGCCUUUAAGGUUGAACGAAGUGAUGCAAUUGGACCUCUCUGUAACCUAAGCCAAUGGUCUACAUUCCACUGCAACAUACUCCAGACACUUUUAUAUCCCAGAAUGUUCAUAAUUUGUAAAUGUGUUUAUAGUUUGUCAAUCAAUGUUCACAGGAAGGGUUAACUGAAUGUAAUUUGUUACAGUCAAUCUCUAUUGCGUGUGUAUGUAUAUAUACAUAACUAACCUGAGUUAAUCAGGUUGAAUGUGUACAAAGUGUAGAGAUGCUAACAAGGAUAGCCGCUGUCCUGUAUCUGUAGCAGCCAUCACUGAUCUGAUCAGAUCUAGGACCUUACCUUUAAUCCCAACCUGCAAUGUGGGACACGGUUUAAAUUAUUUGCCCAUCUUUUCCCUCUUCCUCCUGGGGGUGACCAGAUGUAAGGAAGGACAACAAAGCUAUUGUGCUUGUAGCGAUUGUGUAGGAGCAGGAAUUCCAGUAGUACUGCUUGCCAUGAAAGCGGAAAAGGUAGUGCUGUGCUUCCUGAAAUCCACUCUGCUACACAAUCAUUACAAGCUUAAGAACCCUUGUCGGACCCUAGGAAGAACACAUGCUUGCCGUUUGAAAGGUCCCAAAGCCUAAAAUAAUGAGCAGAAAAUGGCGCGGUAUGAACCAGUUGUGGGCUGUGACCCUUCUGUUGAAGACUAGUGACCUAAAGCCGCACUGUGGUAAUAAUGUGCAGGUUAGCUGAAAUCAAUUUAUUAAUGUACAAAUAUGGAUGGGAUUUAUAAUUUUUUUUUAAAGGCUGUUGGCCUUUUAGUAUUAUUUCCAGUGCAAUUUUUUUUAAAAAAAUAGUAUUUAAGAUGUUUCUGACUUUGGUUGUACAAUUUGCACAUAGCUUCAUUGACCUCUAAACAUUAAUAAA
This is a messenger RNA of Elgaria multicarinata webbii, 3159 nucleotides long. RefSeq names its product sphingosine-1-phosphate receptor 1 (gene S1PR1). The transcript is spliced from 2 exons. The coding region runs from base 272 to 1411 and encodes 379 amino acids. Gene Ontology annotation, cellular component: cytoplasm; plasma membrane. Gene Ontology annotation, biological process: regulation of metabolic process; sphingosine-1-phosphate receptor signaling pathway; angiogenesis. The record is from RefSeq and is a predicted model, not a curated record. NCBI's taxonomy places the organism in Eukaryota, Metazoa, Chordata, Lepidosauria, Squamata, Anguidae. Gene Ontology annotation, molecular function: sphingosine-1-phosphate receptor activity.